Triticum turgidum subsp. durum (durum wheat) is the source of this 912-nucleotide messenger RNA. NCBI's taxonomy places the organism in Eukaryota, Viridiplantae, Streptophyta, Magnoliopsida, Poales, Poaceae. The record is from the annotation of a GenBank genome assembly.
AUGUGUAGCGAUAAUCUUUCUCUGUUCGGAAUACUGCUAUCAACCUUCAGUGUUAUUGAGAUGAAAAUUAACUGUUCAAUACCUUUAAUUGUUUUGCGCAGUGCUCAGGAGGUAUUUGGCUUUGCACGAACAAGAUCUCACAUGGAACCAUCCUCGCAGCCUGAGCCUGUGGUGGGUGUGGCCACUGCUGGGUCACAAGCAUAUCCUCCUCCUGCUGCCUAUCCAGCUCCAGCCAUGCCUGCCGCCAUUCCUCCUGGCUCGCAGCCUGCAGUGCCAUUCCCUGCUAAUCCAGCUCAACUCAGUGCUCAGCACCAACUGGUUUACCAACAGGCCCAGCAAUUUCACCAACAACUGCAGCAACAGCAGCAGCAGCAACUUCGUGAGUUCUGGGCUACUCAAAUGGAAGAGAUUGAGCAGGCAACUGACUUCAAGAACCACACCUUACCACUGGCAAGGAUAAAAAAGAUAAUGAAGGCUGACGAGGAUGUCCGGAUGAUCUCCGCAGAAGCUCCUGUUGUCUUUGCAAAGGCAUGCGAGGUGUUUAUCUUAGAGUUGACACUCAGGUCAUGGAUGCACACUGAGGAGAACAAGCGCCGGACCUUGCAGAAGAAUGACAUUGCAGCUGCCAUUACCAGGACUGACAUCUACGACUUCUUGGUGGACAUCAUUCCCAGGGAUGACAUGAAGGAGGAAGGCCUUGGGCUUCCGAGGGUGGGCUUGCCACCUGCUGCUCUAGGGGCACCGGCUGAUGCAUAUCCUCCUUAUUACUAUGUGCAAGCACAACAGGUACCGGGAGUAGGAAUGAUGUAUGGUGGCCAGCAGGGUCACCCAGUGGCAUAUGCGUGGCAGCAGCCUCAAGGGCAACAGGCCGAGGAGGCCCCUGAAGAGCAGCAGCAGUCUCCCUCAAACUAG